AAUUUAAUGGAUGAAAAAUACCAAGGCAUCUUGAGGUUUUUUGUAUAAAUAUAACACCUUCCAGUGUUGAAACCAGAUCAGUUUAAAAAUUUUUCUCCAAUUAACAAGUCGUGCCCAAAUAGUCGGAAAAAUGUUUAAGGAAAUCAUCUUUUUAUUUUGUUUUGUCGUGAUCUGCAUGGCGUAUCCUGGCGCUCCUGAUGACUUAGAGAACUUGGAGCCAGCUGAAUCUCGCUGGGGCUAUGGAGGUUACGGACGCGGUGGAUGGGGUGGAUACGGAGGUUAUGGACGUGGAGGAUGGGGUGGUUAUGGAGGAUACGGACGUGGUGGAUGGGGCGGAUGGAGAGGUCGUUGGUAAAAUGCACCCAUUAACCAAUUUAUCCACGUGUAUUAGAAGAACUAGAGCUAGAAGUGUUUUAUACGUAACUACAUGAAAUUACUAAAUUUUUGCUGUUUAUGUUGAAUUGUUCAUAGAUGUACACCAAAUAAAAUCAAGUAAAUGUUAAAAA
Molecule: messenger RNA, 506 nt
Organism: Aethina tumida (small hive beetle)
Lineage: Eukaryota; Metazoa; Arthropoda; Insecta; Coleoptera; Nitidulidae
Product: neuropeptide-like protein 30
Exons: 2
Coding region: 131-355 (74 amino acids)
Source: RefSeq, a predicted model, not a curated record